AUGUCAAUUGACCAAACGCUAGCUUCUGCCAUCCUCAACCUUUCUCUUUCCAAAAAUCAUCAACUACUUUGUGCCCGAACCUGCCAUCUUAAAUCGCUCAACGCGCUUGUGCUUCUCAUCCUCAUUCCUGCCCAUACCACAUCUCUUGUUAAUGUCGCUGACAUCGCCCUCGGAAUCCAGGUCGACAGAUCUUUUCUUCUAACAAUCAACUUGUUCAGCACAUCCUCGAACAUGGAUCCAUCGAUCUGUGCGCCUGGGGUCCCUCGCCGAGGCGAGGUCACUGAGCGCGACGGCUUCAUCAAGGACGUAAACGAUCUUUGUGCACUUGUCAAUCAAGGGAUCGAACACAUCCCCGACUUUCCACGCGAUCACACUCCCACCAUCCUAAGUCUCUGGGCUGCUUCGGGUGACGAACAAAGGAUGAAGAACGCCGGAAUUGAUAUGGCUCAGACCUUCUGGAGGAUGGUUGACAUUCAACCCAUCGCCAGACAACUGAGACCUAACGGUGUCCUGGCUUCUAAGCCAGCAGGGUCUUAUCACAAACUCAUCGAAGCCUCCCGCGAGUUUGGCUUAAGAAUGACCACGCAAAGCGAAUUAGACCAAGUUGCCGUUGGUGCUGGACAGCACUUCGUUCGCACAGAGUCUUUCCCAGUCCAGCACAACGCACAGGACGACGCGUUCAACACUGUCAAACUGACAGUCAUUAUGAUCAAGGAAGGUUCCCUGGUUUGGCCACCCAAGGGCCCUAAUGUUCGUAUCUUCGCCGUUGACUUGCACCCUGUGAGAGGCAGCAAAUACCCUCACUACAUUUCUGAGUGGGGAUUUGCUUACAUCGACACCGACACCAUUCGUGCUCAUCCUGAUGACUGGCACUUGUACAUCACCACCGGCCAUGCUGUCGUACAUGAACACUAUGACCACCACCCCGACUUUCCCACUUGCAGAAACAUGAACAUCAACGACGGCCGUAGAGCCAGCUACCCACGCAACAACACGUCUUCAGGUCCCAGUGGCACCAAAAAAGAGCUCAGGAUCUUCGAUGAGCAAGGUACGAGACUUGAAGUCUACAUGUCGCCAGACACAGAGAUAAUCCGCAAACGUGCAUGUUGUGCAUGGUUAUUGCGCAACAUCCCCAAGAUGGCUGCAUCUCGCCAGGGUUCACAAACCUGA
Molecule: messenger RNA, 1170 nt
Organism: Aureobasidium pullulans EXF-150
Lineage: Eukaryota; Fungi; Ascomycota; Dothideomycetes; Dothideales; Saccotheciaceae
Exons: 7
Coding region: 1-1170 (389 amino acids)
Source: RefSeq, a predicted model, not a curated record